AACAUGAAGUUCUGUCCAGAGUGUGGAACUUCAGUGGAUGAAUCAUAUAAAUUCUGUCCUGAAUGUGGCUUCAAGCUAUUUCUUUUAACUCAAAAGAAGACGCGAGAUACCUCUUCAUCAGAAAAUCAGCCUGCUGUCAGCAAGGAGGAGAACCAAAACAAGGAUCAAGAUCGGGUCGUAGAAGCUGAACAAGAGCACCAAGAUGAAAUAAAGGUGCAGAAAGCUUUUGAUGUCACUGAAUCAGCCACAAAUGACUCUGCCAACACUGUCUUAGAGAACACAAGAGACACAUCAUUAUCACAGAGCCAGGCACCAUCAACCAACAAGGCUGCUGUAGUCACACAGGUUCAAGGAACAUGUACAGAAGGUGAAGGGGUAUUACCAGUGUCUUCUGAGAGAAAUGUUCCACAAUAUGCUGCAGAAUGCAGUUCUGCUGCUCCUGAAUCAUCUGAACAAACACCUCAAAAAGUGUCAAAGCAGUCAACUUCUGAAGAAGAUGGAGAUAAAGUUUCUCAAGAUAACCUGAUUGUGUCUGGGAAACAAGUUGAUUAUGGAAAUGGGUUGAAUGAUGAACACGAAGGCAGCAAGGAGAACCAAGCAGCUCUCUCUGGACGUUACCCAGAUAAGGGUACAACCCAAAACACUGAGAAUUCCUUAAGCAAAUGUUCUGGAACAAAGGAAACAGAAACCUCAACUGAGAAGCAGCGGGUUGACUCCAUUCCAAAUAGAGAUGAUGCUCCAGCAGAAGACCAAUCGGAUCCUGUAGUUACAUCUGAACAAACGGCUAUUGAUGUAAGCCAAGCAAAGGAACCUGCCAAUGUAGAAAAUAAAGAUGUGACAACAGCUCCAGAAAAACAGAAUGUCACUGUGAAGCCAGAAAAUGAGACUCCCAUAAACUACAAUCAAAUAUUUAGUAAUCAAGAUGGUUGCCAACAAAUCCAAGCAGUUGAGACUAACAGCAGGAAGAAUGGGACGCCUGUUGAUUUGUGUCCAGACACAAAAGAAACCCCAAAAUUUGCAGAGGCUGUUGAAGUUCAGUCAAAUAAGAGAAUAAACUCCCAGCUACCAAUAAAACCAAAGCAGAAACAAAACAUCGGAGAGAAAGGUGUCUCAGAGCCGGUACAUCCCAGCUGCCCACCCAGAAAUGAGGACUCGAGUCGUCCAAGGACAGCAAAUAAUGCUGAAAUAUACACUGAAUUACCAAGUUCACCUAACGAGGAAUUUAUACAUGUUGCCUUCCAUGCUGUAACUUCUAAAGAUCCCCACAUAGAUCCAGACAACGACAGGAUUUUCCUUGUGUCUGAAAAACUUUUUGGGGACUGGAAUGCACCGGGUCUAGAAAUGUUAAUUUCUAAGGAGCUGGAGAACAAGCAAUAUCUUGUUCAAGGACAAGGUUGGAUUCGCAAGAACCAAAUUCAUUUGAACAUCCCUUACAAAUACAAAAUAUACAAGCAUGAUAAAAAAGGGUACAAAGAGAUGUAUGAAGUUAUCUACCACAAAGAUGAAUAUGCAUUAAUCAAUAGAUGUCUGUCCAUCAAGGAAGAUCUUUUAAGCCCUGAAGGGUCAUGGCACCAGUAUGAUGAUGUCAUCUACCUUGAACUUAAGCGUUCCUGGUUCGGGAGUUCCCUAAGGGAGAUUGUGGUUAAAGGAAGAGAUCAAGCUGGCAAAGAAAUGCUAAAAAUCAUCUUUCAUCUUCUUACCACAUGGAAUAAGCAAAAUGUGGAGAACUUCUUUUCCCUGCUACAACAGUUCCUUUAUGAAUACAGCUCUCCUUUACUUCAUGAUGGUAACAAGAGGGAAUGGAAUCUGUCAAAUGGUGAAAAUCAGGUGAAAGAAAUACUUGGAGAUUUUCUGGACACACUCAUCACAAAGCCCUUCUUUGAACCCCUACAUGCUGGAGUGGUUGCUUUGCUUGUCAACAACAAAUAUCUAAAGGGCCUCAAAGUGCCUCAGUUGUCUAUUCUAUGUGAUCUCCUUUGCUUGCCCAAAAAGCUAAAGCAUCACUUUACAGAUUUUUGGAGAGAUUUUGGAGAUCCUUUGGUAGACAAAAGCAGACUUGCGAACAUUGUUGAGGACUUUUGUAAUGUUACAAGACAACACACGCCAAAGUGGGUCUUGGUCAUCCCCUUGAUUCAUCUGCUGAAAGGAGAAAGUGAACCAUUUAAACCAGUUCCUCCGGCUUUCAAUCCACAAUCGCAUUCCUGGAAGAGUGCAAAGCAAAGUAAAGGAUCACAGAACUUUACUGGGAGUGGUGAAAAUCUGAGCAAAACCAUGAAAGACCAUGCAUACCUUCUAGACAUUGAUCGACUUCUUGUCCGCACUUGGAUGCCUCUGCUGCAUUUGGAGGAUCUGAUGAGCUUUUUGGUUUAUGCGCCAGUUGAGCUCCUUGACAUCCUUCACCAUUUGCAGAUCAGUAUGAAAUCUGAUAUAAAUCAUUCCAUCUACAUGGCAUUAAAAGAUUUGUUGUCCCAUCUCAUCACAAAGGAAACCAAUCGUAAACAAAGUUUUGAUGAAAAAUAUGGAGCGUGUUGCCUGAGAACCGCUGUAGAACUUCUUGGUUCUGUCUGCCGCUGCAUAAAUAAACCAGUCCACUGUGAUGUUCCUCUUCAGUUCCUUGAGCUAGUCUGUCUGAUCUCCAAGAUAUAUGGUGACACUGAUUCUGAGACAAGAAAAAGAACCCAGGAAGAGUCAAUUGGAGAAACAUUGUGUCUAAUAAGUGAAUGGCGAAGAAACACUUUUAGCAACAGACUGCUUAAUGCAUGGGGCCGGUCGGAGUUUUCUUCCUCCAAAGAAAAAGAUGUGUGGAUAAAGCUACUUUCAAUGUCAUUCACUUAUGAGGAACAAACUUCUUUUUGGAGGAACACGUUCUCCAAAGACUUUGAAGGAAAACUGAAACAGGAGGACUUUGUUCAUCAAAUUGCACUGUACUCUAAAAUGGUGGAAGAACUGAGAGACGAAAAUCCAUUGCUGCGCAUAAUAGAGAAAUGUGCCUUGGAGGCAGUAGCGUAUAUUUGCCAGGAUAAAUCUGGUUCACGAAUGAAAGAACUGUCUAAGAAGCACAAUAUCACAAAGUUUGGAAAACUGAUGUCAGUUGUUGUGCUCAAGUCAUGGCCAGUAGAGGCCAGUGGAGCUUAUUCUGAAGAUGAAGACUUAACAUUUCAGUACCUUUUAGACUGGAACAUGGCAAAAACUGUCUUCCAAAUGGCAGGUGCAGGAGGAGACCUGAUUAGCAAACUGUCAGAGGAAGCACAAGUGAGGAUGACUCUGGGAGCUUCAGUGUUUAAAUCUGUCUCUGAAAAGUUCUUAACUGGGCAGAUUAAAAUGAAAACCUUGAACCAAAUUCUCCAAAAAGAACGAAACUUUCUUGGUUUGCUGAAAAUAGAUGUCCUCUGUGAUGAUGGUCGUUGUAAAGAAGAAUCUACCAUGAAAGAAAUUUUUAAACUAAGGAGAGAGGAAGCAAAAGCAGUUUCCACUGAAAAAGAGUUGAUUAAAGGUCUCCUACAAACCUGUCAGGAGGUACCUGAACAUGUCAAAGUGGACUUCCAGGGGUUGGACAAAAAACUUAAACAGAACUUUGACUCAAUGAAUUUGAAUGACUUCAUGAAAGUUUGCACGCUUGAUAAACGCCGCUCACAGGAAACAAGGAAGGUUACUUACUUCAACCUCUCUGAUACCGUCUAUGAAAUGGCUUCAGAACUACUUGCCAUUAAAGACAGUUUGAUCUUUAAAAUGUGCUGGACCAACCAAGUGAGAGAACUGUCAAGAAAACACUCUGAUGAAGAUGACAGCGAACAAAGCGAAGAAGAAGAAGAAGCAGAAGAAGAAGAAGAAGUAGAAGAAGAAAUAUAUACUCUUGAUCUUGUCCACAGCAAAAUAUUCCAGAGUUGCUACAGCCAGUAUAAAAAGCUUUAUGAAAGCCUUAAGAGUGGAGAACUGCUGCUGGAAGACGUUGACAACAUCUUUGAGGACUACAAAGGAAAAUAUGAAGAUCUGAAAAAAGAUUUAGCUAUAAUGUGCAGGAUUAACACAUCUGAUGACAGAAAAUGGAUCAAAGGAAGAAUUGAACAGAUUAGGCAGUACCAUGAGCAUCAUUUGGUAAUUGACUCUUCCAAAACAAUCAUGGACAUCAGGAAGGCAUUGUGUCCAGAAGGAGAUUUCAGCAUCCUGGAGAAAUUGCUGCAAAUGAAUGAGGUGAACUUCAAGAGAAAUAACUUGAAUUACAUCGAUGAAAACUUUGUCAGUGCAAAAGAUAUUCUGAAAGACAUAACGGAUCAACGCAAGGAGUGCCUUCGAGUGCUCAGUCAAAGUGGAGCAUUUAUUAACUGGGUGAAAAAUGAACUUAAAGAUAUCAAUGAGCUGAAAGUUUUUGUUGACCUGGCUUCUAUUUCUGCUGGAGAAAAUGAUCAAGAUGUGGAUCGAGUGGCAUUUUUUCAUGAUGCCGUUCUUGGUUAUUCAUCUUUGCUGUACGGGUUACAGCCGGACUCCAGCUUUAAGCAUAUCAUGGAUUCACUGCCAACACUGUGGAAAGCUCUUGAAAAUGACAAAGACUUGCCAAAAAAGCUGCGAGAUACAGCUCGUCAUCUGGAAUGGUUAAAGACUGUCAGAGAAACCCAUGGAUCUGUUGAAUUUUCUUCUUUGUCUUUGGCCACGUCCAUAAAUGAGAGAGGAAUAUAUACUAUUAGGGCCCAAAACCAGAAACGGCUUAAUUUGGAGACUUCCCUGACCCUCCAGAUUCAGGACGGACAAGAACAAUGUUUGACACAAACCUAUGAGGAUCUGAAAGAGCUACAAAACAAGCUCAUGCUCAUGUCUGGAAAAAAGCAACAAAAUCAGACUGAAGUGGAAAAAUUCACAGAGGUGUUUGAAAAUGUCCAGAGACUUGCCAAAGCAUUUGUAGAUCUUCAUACUGCAGGCAAUCCUCUCUUCAGAUGCUGGAAUGCAAAGAUCCAUUGCAACAGUCAAAGUGACAAAAGUAUCAACAUGGAAAUCAACUUUUGCGAGACUAUUCCUGUAAACAUUAAUGGAAGUCUGAUGGAACAACUUGUAGCUCUAUCCAGGAAGAUGGAGUCAUUUAUUGGUGAAUGGCAAAAGUUCACAGAGGAAGUUAGAGCUGAACACUACUACUUAAACUUCUUCACGGCAGAACAAAUAUUCUACUUAUGCAGUGUUCUGAGUCCUGUAAAUGUAGAUUUGGAAAUAGAUGAGCAAGCACUUGUGAUGCUCUCUUUCAUCAAACCUAACUGCUCAUCUUCAGAUGUCUGGAAACCAUGGCAAAGGCUCUUCAACCAGUUUGAGUGUGGUGAAUUACAUAACGAAAAAGAUGACAAAUCCUUUGUCUGCGUUAGUCCUUCAUCACAUGAAGAUGCAGAAAAAACUGGAGACCAGACUCCUGGGUUAAGCAAACUGGAAGACUUGUGGAGAGACUACAUCAGGAAUGAGAAAAUGCUUUUCCAUGAUCUUUUGGACAUACGGAGUUUGGGGCAUUUAUUUAAAAUGAUGGCUGACCCAGAAAAUGAAGAUCCAAAUGAAUCAGACGAGCCAGUGCUCUCUGAAACAAGAGAUGAUUCUCUAAGAAGAUGUCUCCCAAAAGGACUCAUCCCAAAGCAACCAAAUCUGCUAAUCUGCCCACAUGACCAGGUUCUGAGUUCAAGUAUCUGUUUGUAUAUGACCAGUGAAUAUGACCCACUACCAAGUUAUGACGAGGUUCUAUUGUGUUCCCCAUCAACAUCCUUUGAGCAAGUAGAGCUUUUCCUGAGGAGAUGUCUCACACCAGGCAACGUUGGCCAGAAGGUUUACACGAUGAUCUGGGCAGAUCAGCUUACAUAUGAUGUCAGCUGUGCAAUGGAGAAAUGUUUUCAGAAACUGAGCGCUCACUUUAAUCGUCACGAUUACAGGCUUGUGAUCUAUUGUAGUUCUGAAAGGGAACACACUUAUAUUCCCACCGCAUUCAGUCAGUUCAAAAAAGACUUUGUACCUCAAGAACCAUUGGAAAAGAUCCAGGAGUAUUUGUCCAGGCAUUUGUCGUCCCCCUUAGAUCUGAAGGACGCGAUGUUUAAAGGUGGCCAUACUGUCGGCAUCGUCUCCUCACAUCGUGCUGGAGUUGGCAAGUCCCUCUAUGUCCAAAGAAUGUAUGAAAAUCUGGAAAGAUACGUUGAAGAAGGAACUGCUUAUAAAAAGUGCAUUCGCCUAACUGAACAUGACAUUGAUGACCACCAAGUUCUCCAGUCUUUGUACGACACUCCGAAGCAAAAAGAUAUUAAGGUUUUUCACCUUGAUGUCACAUCCUCGGUACAAAAAGGCCUGGAUGAAUUCCUUUUCAAGUUGUUCUUUUUACGAUAUUUGAUGGAUUCAGAUGGACAAAUGUGGCACUGUACAGAUAAACACCUGUAUAUCAUGGAGUUAACAGAAACCACAAAUGAUCAGGUCAAAUAUGCCACAAGACUGGGACAAAAGGAAAACUUUGCAUUUCCCAGCAUUUUCCCGAAAGUUUUUUGUCGACCUCCUAAAGAAGUCAUGGCUUUGGAAAAGCAGAAGGAGGAAACAUUUUCUGUUGAAAACGACGACCCGCUUAUGGAUGAUGAGUGCUUCAGGAGUGAAGCUUUUCAGAGACCGUAUCAAUACCUCACACGUUUUCAAAAAAAUGACAAUCUUGAUAACUUCACUUAUAAGGGUGUUGAAGGCACUCAUUCAAAUUGUCUUCAGAUAUUCUUGUUCUAUUGUGGUGUACUGGAUCCGUCAUGGGCAGAGCUUCGCAACUUUGCGUGGUUUCUCAACCUUCAGUUGCAAGACUGUGAAAAUUCAGUGUUCUGCAAUGUUGAGUUUGUUGGAGACACUCUUCAAGGGUUCAAAAACUUUGUGGUGGAGUUUAUGAUCUUGAUGUCCAAGGACUUUGCAACACCAUCACUAUGUAUCACUGAUGAAAGCCAUGGAACAAAACAACCAGACCUGACUGGAGUAAAUGAAAAAGAUUUGGCUCCAUUCCUCAUUCGAAAAAGGUGGGAAUCUGAACCUCAUCCAUACAUCUUUUUUAACGAUGACCACACAUCCAUGACCUUCAUAGGAUUCCAUCUGAAGCCCAAUGACCAGAGAGGAUAUGACGCCAUAAACCCUUCAACAGGAAAAAUAAUUAAGCAAAACAUCAUGACUCGUGAGCUUUACAGGGGACUAACCCAUCAAAGAGUCCCUUUUAAUGUAGAUUUUGAUCAGCUCCCUAGAGGCGACAAGAUUGAGCAUCUGUGCAGUGUGCUUGGGAUAAAAUGGCCAACAGAUCCUGAUGAGACUUAUGAACUGACCACAGACAAUAUCCUCAAAAUGAUGGCAAUUCACAUGAGAUUUAGAUGUGGCAUUCCGGUCAUAAUAAUGGGCGAGACAGGAUGUGGUAAGACAAGACUCAUAAAGUUCAUGUGUGAACUGCGAAGAUGUGGAGCACCAGCAGAGAACAUGAAACUUGUCAAGGUUCAUGGAGGAACAACAUCUAAGAUUAUUCACGAUAAAGUGGUUGAAGCCGAAAUUCUUGCAAAGACAAACAAAGAGAAUCAUGAAUUUGACUCCGUUCUUUUCUUUGAUGAGGCGAACACCACAGAGGCCAUUAGCAGCAUCAAGGAGAUUCUUUGUGACCACUCAGUCCAGGGAAAAAGCCUUGCCUCUGAAACAGGGCUGCAGAUUAUUGCUGCUUGCAACCCAUAUAGAAAACACACAGCUGAAAUGAUUGAGAGGCUCGAGGCAUCAGGGUUGGGGUACAGGGUCCAUGCACAGGAAACACAAGAGAAACUUGGCUCUAUUCCUCUUCGCCAGCUAGUGUAUCGUGUCCAUGUGUUACCACCUAGUUUGAUACCUCUUGUUUGGGACUUUGGGCAACUCAGUGAUUCAGCCGAACAAAUGUAUAUCAAACAAAUAGUGCAGAGGCAGGUAAUGGCCAACUUGAUUGAUGAAUGUCACAUUCCAAUGAUAUCUAACGUAUUGUCAUCAUCACAACAGUUCAUGAGAGAGAAGAAGGAUGAAUGUAGUUUUGUCAGUCUGAGAGAUGUUGAGCGUUGCAUGCAAGUAUUUGUGUGGUUCUACAGGAAUCACUCAAUGUUUGCUAACACUCUGGAAUUAAUGGAGCAAGAAAAUGAAAGGAACGGGAAAAGAGAAGAGCUAAACUUUUCUCCUGCUAGUAACAGAGUGAUAUGGUCACUCUUGAUGGCCACUGGAGUGUGCUAUCAGUCUUGCUUGGAGAGCAAAGAUCAGUACCAGAGAACUAUUAGUCAGCUUCUAGUCAAGUACUCAAGUGAGUACCAACCAAAGAGAAUAAAGCAAGAAAUCCAACUCAUGCAGGAUCUUUUACUAAGUGGGAUACCCUUAGGUGAGACAAUAGCCAGAAAUGAAGCUUUGAAAGAGAACUUCUUCAUGAUGGUAAUCUGUGUUGAGCUAAGAAUACCCUUGUUUAUUGUUGGGAAACCAGGGAGCUCCAAAUCACUAUCUAAAACCCUGGUUGCAGAUGCUAUGCAAGGCCCCACAUCACACUCUGACCUGUUUAAGAGGCUAAAGCAGAUACAUCUGGUGUCCUUCCAGUGCAGUCCCCAUUCAUCUCCAGAAGGAAUCAUCCACACAUUCAAGCAAUGUGCCCGAUUUCAAGAAAGCAAAAACCUGGAUGAGUACAUCUCAGUAGUUGUUCUUGAUGAGAUAGGGUUAGCUGAGGAUUCCCCAAAAAUGCCAUUGAAAACACUGCACCCAUUGUUGGAAGAGGGGUGUGUCGAUGAAAAGCCACAGCCUCAUCAGCGGGUUGGUUUCAUUGGAAUUUCCAACUGGGCACUGGACCCCGCCAAAAUGAAUCGUGGGAUUUUUGUGUCCCGCGGUGAUUUAAGUGAGAAAGAACUUAUCAAAAGUGCGGAAGGAAUCUGUGCAUCUGAUAAAAACAUUCUUGAGAAGAUAAAACAUCUCUUUAAGCCCUUUGCAAAAGCAUAUAUAACAGUAUGCAAAGAGGGCAAAGGCUUUUUUGGUCUACGGGACUUUUACAGUCUAAUAAAAAUGGUGUUUUCUAUCACGAAAAUAUCCAAUGAGUGCCCUACUGCUGAUCAAAUUGCCGGAGCAGUCUUGAGAAACUUCAGCGGAAAAGAUGAUGUUAAGGUGAUCGACAUUUUCUCCGGAGAACUCCAGGAUGACUUUUCCAAUAUCAACACCAGUACUAUUGACAUGGUCAAACAAAGCAUUUUCCCAGCAUGCCAAAUGGAGGAAAACCGGUACCUAUUAAUCCUUACUAAGAACUAUGCAGCACUUCAGAUUCUCCAACAAAUAUUCUUGUCUAAUGAAAUCCAUCCAGAGAUCAUCUUUGGGUCCAGCUUCCCAAAGGACCAGGAGUACAUGCAGAUUUGUCGAAACAUCAAUCGUGUCAAAGUUUGCAUGGAGACCGGACAGACAGUUGUGCUUCUGAACCUACAGAAUCUGUAUGAGAGUCUCUAUGAUGCACUUAACCAAUACUAUGUGACUCUAGGUGGUCAGAAAUAUGUUGAUCUUGGACUGGGAACACAUCGUGUGAAAUGCCGAGUCCAUCCAAAUUUCAAGCUCAUUGUCAUUGAAGAAAAAGAAGUGGUCUACGAGCAGUUUCCAAUCCCACUCAUUAACAGAUUGGAGAAACACUGCCUGGACAUCAACACCAUCCUCACAAAGGGACAGCGAAGCCUUGCUGAGUCACUACAGAUGUGGGUUAACGAUUUCAUCUCAAUAGAACAACAAUCCUUCACAAGCAAGAAGUAUUCUCCAGGAGAUGUUUUCAUUGGUUACCACUCAGACACAUGCUCCUCUGUGGUCCUUCAAGUAACCAAUGAUGAAGAUGUUGAAACAGACCAUCUAGUCACUCUGAAAAGAUCCAAAAUGGUCAUGCUGAACUGUGCAACUCCAGACUCUGUUGUUCGUUUGGACAAAACUCAACUCCCAAAAGAUAAAAGAGACCACUGGAUGAAGGAAUAUGUCAAAGAGGAUAUGCACAGAUCGCUGGGAGACUACAUUGCAUAUCACAUAGAACAGUCUGAAAACUCACAAGUGUCAUUCACUGAGGUGACAACAUUUUCCAGGCUCCUAACUGCAGCAGAUGCUGAACAGCUGCGAUAUAAGAUAAAAUGUGGUGCUGUCAGGUUGCUAUUUCUGCUGCAAUUUGACACGGAGCACUCUUUCCUCAAGGCAAUCAGGACAUUUCUUGGUUCAACACGCAAGGACAAAGUGCUCAUUGUUCAAACAGAGUUUGAUGAUAACUUUCAUAAAAGAAGUAUUCUCUCCUCAGCCAAGUACUCCUGCAUCAAUGAAAUAAACAAAUGCAUCACUACAGAUCACACAAAGACAUUUGUGUACUUUGUCACAAAACUUCCUCGAAUGGAAGGGGGGACCUCCUAUAUAGGAUUUCAAGGCGGUCACUGGAUGUCUGUUCACAUUGAUGAUCUCAGAAGAUCAACGGAGUUUGUUUCUGAUGUCCAUUCCUUGAAAAAUCUGCGUAUUAGUGAUCUCUUUGAUGAGCAACCCGAGGCCAUGCAGAUUGAAGAUCAGUCUGGAAUGCAUCAAAACGACAGCUUUGCUGCUUUGGGAGAUUUUUUUGAUACAACAGAUCUAGUGAAGAGUUGUGUUCAGACUGCCGUGAGCAUGCUUCGAGAUGUUGUUGACUUCGGGGAUCUCAGCACAAGGAGAGUCGAGAACCUGCUAACACUACUGGAAGAAAGUGCAUUUGCGAGCCUUGUGAGGAAACAUCUCUAUUCCUUGUUAAAGGAGUAUGAGGCUAAAAUCCCCAAUCCAAAAAACUGGGUCCUAAAUCAGGCUUCAAAUGUCAGUGCUCUUCAAGAGGGAGGGACAUUUGUACACACGCUGUGGAGAAAAAUCCAAGCAGUUGUGACCCCACUUCUAGCCAACUUGGUCUCAGUCAUUGAUAGAGACUGCAAUUUAGACCUUCUUGUGGAUGAAGGGGAGGACAUCAGGAAGCUAUGGUUUGAGAUUUUUGGCAGCAAAGAAAUGCUGAAUGUGCGUCAUGUAACAGAGAUCAACACACUAAUAAUGCAAAGCCACGUCAUAGGUGGGAACACCAUGCAUUGCCGGAUGCCCUUCAGCUGGUGUAUAAAAGACUUCCUGGAUGAGCUCAUGAUGCAAUCAUUUAGACAUAAAGUGUAUUCAUUUCAGCAUUUCCAUGACUUGUUCUUGAACACACCAUUUGGCAAGUACAUGACUGAAAAUGUGAAUGAAAAAGUGAAGAUGGAUCUUUUUGAAAGGUACCUACAGGACUUUGUUUCCAUGUCUAUAAAAGUGGCACCAGAUGAUGAAUUAAAGCUCUUGUGUCAAGCUCUUAUCAGCUGCAUCGAUGAAGUAAAAAAACAAAAACGAGAUACAGAAAAGCUUACGCUCCUCCACAUCCACUUUGCCUUCUAUUUUUACCGAAGCCGCCUUCAGAACCUCUCACGGAUUAUAUCCCUUCAACCGGAAAUUGUUUCACCUUUGCGAAGAAACCAGCACAGCAGAAACUGCCCUGAAAUGGUUUUGGAUGUACAAGCUGCAAAGGCAUGUGUUGAGUACCUGGAAUCUCAAAGUUUAGAUUCUGAUGCCCUCUGCCAAAACUGGAUGAGACAGGUGAAAAGACUUCAAGUGUCUAUGGAGAUAAUCUUCUCACAACAUAGUCUCCAUCAAUAUGGGGACCGAUGCAAGGAAGAACUGCGUCCUGUCAGUAACGGCUGGAAACGAAUCCACAUCCUCUCGCUCUAUGUGGAGCACAUGCUGCUGGGUUUUAAAAGGGAAGACUUUCAGCUGAAGGAACUGGUCCUAAAUCACAUGAAAACCCUGAGCAGGGUUCUAGAGAGAAACUCUGAUGUAAAAUCUACAAAACCUUUCGAAGCUGUGAUUGAAACCCUAAAGACCUGUAAGCAAGCAGCAGUUAAUCAGCUUUUUAGGUUUGGAGUGCAGUGUUUUGUGUGCUUGAACGAGCCCAAGGAGCCUGUGGAUUUGCCUUGUCAUCACAUGUUUUGCUUGACAUGCAUACAAGAAAGUCUGGACACUGGACUGACAUCCUGUCCCACCUGCAGGCAAAUGUUACCAAAUGGCUUUCAGCUUUGUGUUUCUGAAGACAUGCGAGGUUCUUUAAAGAAAAAUGGAGAUUUCAGACGACGCUGCAACGGUUUCUUCAUUGAUCUGCUUUCUGCUGUGUGUUUCAAAGACAACAAACCACCAAGCAAAGAAGUAAUAACACAUCUGUUGUCUUACCUGAGGAUUGAGACAGAACAUAAAGAGGCCCAGACCAAAAACUUAUCACCUUUUGAUGAGUCACCUGAUAAAAGCCCCGUUGUGCGAUCUGUAAUCCUCAAACUACUGCUGAAGUUCAGCUUUGAUGAAGUCCAGGAAUAUUUGCAGCAGCAUUUAUCAACAGUUGAAGACAGCAGAUUUUUGGAUGAAGGCGAUAAAUCAGAGCUAUAUGCCUUAUAUAUCAACUGUUUAGAGGACGCUAUGUGGGAGAAAAUGGCUCUGGAGAGCAACAAGGCUGAAGAACUACCACCUUACAAGGAGGAAAUGGAAUUUCUCCACUUCUGUUUGAGGGAAGCAGCUUCCAUUUCUGAGACAGUGUCUAUUCAACAUCUGCAGUACGUCGCUCAUUUGCGCCUGAUAUUAACGAUGGCUGGCCAGUUAAUCAGCGACAAACUCUCUGGCAAAAUGGCCUCAGAUGUAGACAAUGAUUUCCUGAACAUGGUGAUAAAGCUCUGUGAGGAAACUGGCAACGACUGGUACCGUGUUUACCUGAUUCGUAAGAUCAGCGAGUGCCAAGGUGUGGAGCUUGUCCAGUCCUUGGCAAAACAAGCAGAUUUCUGCUGGCUUUUUCCAGAAGAGAUCAAGAAGCAGAAUGAAGAUGGAGGCCUGAUGGACCAGUUUCUGGUGUAUGGUGAAGAGUACAAAACAGUCAGGGAUGCAGCUGCUAAGGCCUUAAUGGAUGGGGAAGUUGAGCAGAUAGAAGAAGUAUUGGAGGAAUGCAGAGCAGCAAAAAGAAAUCGAACAGUGUUUAUCCUUCUGGCUCUCUUCCGAGAGGUCACAACUCUUUACAGAUCUCCAAAUACAGGCCUUCAUCCCACAGCUGAGAAAUGUGAAGCAUUUGGUGAGUUCAUCCAGGGCUCAAGUUUUUUGUUUGACAAAGAAAUGAGAACCUUUGCGUCCGACUUGAUCAGCAACACACUGGGAGCGCUCUCCAUCCAGUCCAGCCACACUCCAGCAGACAAUGUUGUCAUUGAGCUGGCAAUUCAUCUGGCCGUCAUUCUGCUCACCACAAACAAUGCUUUGCUCUUGCCACUCAAGCAGCUUGCUUUUCUUCCUGACAGUAUGCAGGGCUCUUUUAUACCCACAAUGCCUGAUGAUAUGAUAGCUGUUGCUCAAGCAGCAAUACAUCAAGAUUAUGGUCAUCUCACCUGGUAUGUGUGUAGAAACAAUCACCCAUGCUUUGUUGAUGAGUGUGGCCUCCCUAUGGAGAUAGGAAAAUGUCUGGAGUGUGGCGAGGAGGUUGGAGGGGAAAAUCACGCUGCUUUGCAAGGAUUCACACCAGUUAGUCCACAGCAGGAUUGCACAAGACCUGGCCAUAUCCUUGGAGACCCUGAGAGGAGAAGCAACCCGGAUGCCCUUGACACUAAAAACAUGUCUCUGACUCCAUUCACGCUGGUCAGGCUGGUUACACAUUUGGCCAUGUUGCUCGGCGCCUCAAAGAACUGUGAGUCAAUCCAGAAGAUCAUUCAACCACCUGUGGAAGAUGUUUAUUUAUUUCUUGCUCAACACAUAAGGGAGGAUCUCAGUCAGUUGACACAGGCCCUGGCAAAAAGAGCGGAUGAUGCUGUUACCACUGCACACUUGAUUCUCAGAUGCCUGCAAGAAGCAGGACAGGACAAUCACUGUAACAUUGACGCCAACCUUUCCACAAAAGCAGCCAGAAACACCUGGGAGACAGCUGUAGCUACAGACAUCAUUACACCUAAACUCAAGAUUGUUGAUCAACUUCUCCAAGAAGCAAAGGGCUGCAUUACAGAUGACUCCCGUGUAGCUUCCAAUUUUAUCCUGAGGAUCACUUUUGGCGAUGACUGUAAUUUCCUCACAUCACUGCAGCAGACAUCUGAGGUCCACAGUUCAGCGGUGUGGAGCUGCAGGGAUAGGCUGUCAUUGCUCAGCCUUACACAUAUCAUAGAGUUCAACGAACAAAAAGAGGAGCUGCCGCUGCUCUGGAGGUUCCUGCAGAAGGAGAAAGAAUAUCGUCAGAUUAAGUUCCUAUCAGAUAUUGUCAAGUUGCAGAACUAUUUGGUGAAAAAGUACCAGAACUCUGCUGAACAGGUCACCGGCUCCAUUUCUGAAUUCCUAAUGAGUCAAAAAGAGAUGAGGUAUGAAAAACACAUUAAGAUAUUCCUGAAAACCUGGAACCUGCUAAGAGUCCAAGUAACAACAAAUGAGCUAAAAAUCCCAGAGGAAUUUUGCAGUAACGAUUUGGACAUGAACAGUGAACUGCAGUACCUCCUGCCCCGGCGCCAGGGUCCAGGCCUGUGCGCCACAGGGCUGGUUAGCUACCUGGUGACACUGCAGAAUGAGCUGGUGAACGCUGCCGACCGUCACACUGGAGAAGACAGCAGUUACAAGGUCGCUAUUGGGGAUCUAAUGGAGCAGCAUGUGAUCUGCUAUGAUGUGGAGAAGGACCUGCUGCCUCUGGUUUUGUCUAACUGCCAGUACAGCUUGGAACGUGGCAAAGAGACGAUAUCAGAAUAUGACCUGCCACGCAUCCAGCAGCAGAUCCUCACACACUUCCUACAGGGAAAACCUCACAUCUCCCUCACUGGAAUCCCCACUUUGAUCAACACAAUAGAGAAAGACUCUGAAUCUGUUUUCAAAACUAUUAAAGGAAAAGUUCCCCAGGUCUCACUUAAUGCUCUGAUUCGGAACGGUGUGUCCAGAGAGCUCGACUCAUACAGUGAGGUGUGUGAAGCGCUUAAGAUUGUUGAGCUGCUCCUGGGAUUCCUGGCAAAGACUGGUGGUGAUCCCAACAUGAAGCUGGGCACCUACCUCAAGGACGUGUUAAAAAUGGACAUCGAAGAACACAUACUGAAGGCUCUGAACAAAUGCAGCCUCAAACAUUGUGUCUCCCUGUGGCAACUUCUCUCCUCCCUCAAAUCUGAAAACAUGUUGCAUCUUAAAAUGGGUCCAUUUUCAAAGUAUGCAGCUGAGUACCAGGACCCACUGAGUGAAGAAAACAAGACUGAGCUGAAAGGCUUCAUGUCCCCCGCCAACGCUGCCCAGUGGCUGCUGGAGAUGCACGAGUUCAUCCUGCUGGUUCUGGGCCGCCCAUAUGCAACAGAUCGAUACAAGCCUUUCUGGAGUGUUAAAGAAGCAAUGAUGCUCUACAUGGAUCACAAAGAAGUGGAGGUUCCUGUUUAUGUGGAGGAAAACUUCCCUGAAAAUCUGCUGCUUUCCCAGAUUUUGGAAGCUUGGAAAUAUGUUGUCACAUCCAAACAAGAGUGGAUGAAUGAGGGAUGAAUGGGAUGAGUCGACUGUUGAAAUCAUCAUUUAUCACUUUAUUCCUAAUCAAGUAUUUUACAAAAGAAUAGAGUUUUUGUUGUUUUUUUAGAUAUCUUUGGGGUCUUGGUAUUGCAUGACAGGCAUUAUAACAGUGAUUUUAUCUGUAAACUGAUCAUGAACCAAAUGAUCUGAGAAGCUGGUGGUCAAUAUUUUAAUUCUUAAAAAAAGAUUUUGUAGAUGCCUUUUGAUAGUGGGUUUAAAGCAGGCUUUUGAGGGAAUAAAAACAUCUAUUUUAUCAUAUCUGUGAUUUUUUGUCUUAUAAAAUAUUGAUAGUUCUAACAAUCUAAUCUAAUCAGUUCUGGAUGAUCCAUUUAUUAUUUUUUAUUAACAAAGCACACACAAAGGCUUC
Fundulus heteroclitus (mummichog) is the source of this 15886-nucleotide messenger RNA. RefSeq names its product E3 ubiquitin-protein ligase rnf213-alpha. Lineage: Eukaryota; Metazoa; Chordata; Actinopteri; Cyprinodontiformes; Fundulidae. Gene Ontology annotation, cellular component: membrane; nucleolus; cytosol. Gene Ontology annotation, biological process: ubiquitin-dependent protein catabolic process; negative regulation of non-canonical Wnt signaling pathway; sprouting angiogenesis. The coding region runs from base 4 to 15495 and encodes 5163 amino acids. The record is from RefSeq and is a predicted model, not a curated record. The transcript is spliced from 68 exons. Gene Ontology annotation, molecular function: ubiquitin-protein transferase activity; ATP hydrolysis activity.